UCGAGGGAAGUGCAAGUUCAGUCGCCGCCGAGUCUUCGCAACGUGAUCUGUGUGCUCCUCCUGCUAUCUACUCUUGGCAUUUCGACUUGUUUUGGGAAGGGAUUUCGGUUGAAUAAAACGAGGAGGAUUGAUUGUUAGCAAAAGGAAGACUGUCAGAGGCGCUCACCAGCCCGAGCCCGAUUCGCCCGCACAACCCCGCCAGGAAGGAACCACGGCCGCCAUGAGCGCUGCACAGACCUCUCAGAGCAACUGGAGGAUUCCGGACCUCCUGGCCAUGAAGCGCGACGGCCUGGCCUAUUCGGAGGACCAAAUCGCCUUCUUGGUCCGGUCGGUCUCGGAUCGGUCCAUGGACGACUGUCAGCUGGGUGCGCUGCUCAUGGCCGUCAAGUUGCAGGACAUGACGGACGCGGAGACGAUCGCCCUCACUAAGGGCAUGAGGGACUCCGGAAGCGUGUUCUCGUGGCCGAAGGACUGGCGCGUGGUGGACAAGCACAGCACGGGCGGCGUGGGCGACAAGGUGUCCCUGGCGCUGGCUCCCGCCCUCGCCGCCUGCGGCUUCAAGGUGCCCAUGAUCAGCGGGCGCGGCCUCGAGCACACGGGGGGCACGCUCGACAAGCUGGAGAGCAUUCCAGGCUUCAAGGUGUCUCUGACGGAGGCCGAGAUGAAGAAGGCGCUGGAGGAGGUCGGCUGCUGCAUCGUUGGCCAGACCGGCGACAUCGUACCUGCUGACAGACGCAUGUACGCCGCGAGGGACGUCACCUCCACCGUCAAAUCUGUGCCGCUCAUCGUCUCGUCCAUCAUCAGCAAGAAGGCUGCGGAGACGGUAAGCGGGCUGGUGCUCGACGUCAAGUUCGGCGGAGGAGCCUUCAUGAAGACCCAGGAGGAGGCAGGGGCGCUAGCCAAGAAGAUGGUGGAUGUGGCCAACGGCGUGGGCAUGGCCACGACGGCCCUCCUCACCACGAUGGACGUCCCGCUCGGCAGGGCCAUCGGCAACGCCCUCGAGGUGCGAGAGUCGCUGGAGUGUCUUCGGGGCAACGGACCCGAGGACCUUGAGGAGCUCGUCACGCACCUGGGUGGAGAGUUACUGCUGGGUGCGGGAGCGGCCUCUACACUGGAGGAAGCUCGCCAGAAGUUGGCUAAGACCCUGAGGGAUGGCAGUGCCAGAACAGCUUUCUGUAACAUGAUACAGAAGCAGGGCGUCACCAAGAGCGUAGCAGAGGCACUGUGUGGUGAUGCUCCCGACUACUCCCAUCUACCUUCCUCGGCUCAUGUCACUGCCGUCAAAGCUGCUUCCUCAGGAGUGUUAGUUGGUAUGGAUGCGAUGACUAUGGCAAAGAUCAGUUUAGAGCUGGGGGCUGGCAGGAACAAGGUCGGCGACCCGAUCAACUACAGUGUGGGCAUCAUGCUCGUCAAGGUGGUCGGCGAGAGCGUGAAGGAAGGCGAGACGUGGGCAGAGCUUCACCACGAUUUCCCGCUGCCGCCCUCCCUCCUGCAGAGGAUGCAGGGAGCCGUCACCAUCAAGGCGUCGGCGGAGGCGCGCAAGCCCUCGCGCGUUGCCGCUCGCGUGGUCUAGGCCGCGGUGCUCGAAACCCUCAGUUGCAGAGGCCAAGAUCCAGCUCGCAGUGUCAGUCUCCUAACCGCUACUUGAGAUACUUUAUGUUGCAUAAAUUCGCAUGAGCGAACAUGAUCGGCGGGCGCGCGCACGCAGAGAUGACGUCACAGGUGGGCAAAGUGCUCGGCAAACAAGUAGUUCCACUUUGUGACGUCAUCUUCACAGGUGCCUGACGUUGUGGACAGGUCUUUAGCCGUCAAAACUUUCUACUUUUUUUUUUAUUAUUUCAUACAUAUCUGGGAAACUGGAGACUUGGCUCUCUUCCGGGUUGAUCGUCGUACUAGUCAGACCCCAAACAUACACAUGGGGAAUGCGACUGCUGUUUUCACUUGGCACAAUCUUCACACCGCCAAUUCCUUCUGCCAAAACCAUAUUUAUCAAUAGAUAGAAAGUAUACCUAUAGAUACUUAUAUUCGGUGCAUACAUGCUAGUUGCUCUUCCCACCGUAUAAAUGUAACCAUCGGGUACCUACUGGCGCUCAUCUGGAUUUUUUCUUUAUGAAACUAACAUUAAUUGCGUUGUUUUUUGAUCCAUCACGAGAAUGAUAUAAUGCGUUGAUUUUUUGGUACACAAGAAUGGUUUAAUUUUGUUAUGUAAUUCAGCUGGUGUGUUAAUCCGUCAGCAGUUAAUUCGGUUGUUCUGAUUAUGGCUCUCAGUCACUGUUAUUCUCUUUAUGAUUCAGCUUACUACUUUAUAACAAUCUUCUACAAAAUGAUUUCUAACAUUUGACAUUUCCACAAACUAUUUAGUUACUUUAUUAAGUCAUUCAAUUGGAUAAUAUGAAAUUGCGCAUGACGUGCAUAUCUCAUCUACUGGCUGCCCUAACUGAUUCCAGUAAACACCUGUUAUUAAUGUCUUCCCAGAAAAUAUCAUUCCACUCCUUGAAAGGAAAUAACUCAUUCUGUACAACUACUUGCUAUGCAACUGACCGUCAUCCUCACAUUCCAGUCUAUGUAGAUCUAACAAGAAAUUAUUUUUGUGACAAAUAUUUUUUGUUAAGCUUUACUGUUGUGUUGUAAUGGGAUAUCAAUACAGUUUUUGUAUCAUAUUGAAAUUCACACAAUGUCUCUUUCCUUGCUCAUGAAAAAUAAAAUUAUUGCAGUGCUAUACUUAAAUAUCUAGACAUGUUAUCAUCUCAAA
Messenger RNA from Penaeus indicus, 2752 nucleotides. Its product is annotated as thymidine phosphorylase-like. NCBI's taxonomy places the organism in Eukaryota, Metazoa, Arthropoda, Malacostraca, Decapoda, Penaeidae. The transcript has 10 exons. Gene Ontology annotation, molecular function: pyrimidine-nucleoside phosphorylase activity; 1,4-alpha-oligoglucan phosphorylase activity. Gene Ontology annotation, cellular component: cytosol. The coding region runs from base 221 to 1573 and encodes 450 amino acids. The record is from RefSeq and is a predicted model, not a curated record. Gene Ontology annotation, biological process: pyrimidine nucleobase metabolic process; pyrimidine nucleoside metabolic process.